Molecule: messenger RNA, 1008 nt
Organism: Sphenostylis stenocarpa
Lineage: Eukaryota; Viridiplantae; Streptophyta; Magnoliopsida; Fabales; Fabaceae
Source: the annotation of a GenBank genome assembly
AUGUUUUCUUAUGAUGGCACAGGCAUUCACUUUGUCAAGGGGAUUGAGGAACACAACCUUUGCAGUGGGGAACUGUUCAUGCAGAAGUUACCUCCAGGUUUUGUGAUUAAAUAUUGGGUAGACAUAGCAAACCCACUACUCCUUCUGCUUCCUGAAGGCGCUAAAUGGAAAAGGAAUUGGACAAGAAUUGGUGUUGAUGUUUGGUUAGUAGAUACAUGGAAGAAUUUUGCGGAGUUUUAUUCUUUGGAUGUGGAUAAUUACUUGCUGUUCAAGUACCUGGGAAAGUCACAGUUUGAAGUUGUAAUAUUUAAUCACAGUGGCGUGGAAAUAGAGUACCCUUUGAUGGAAACAACUUUAGAUGCUGAAGAGAAUGAUGAUUCUUUACCAGUUUCUCCUUUUACUAAGAAGCUGAAAACCAGCACAAAAGAGGAACCUGGUAGUUAUUAUUCCUCUCAACAUGUUGAAACUGAAUGUGUUCAAUCUCAAAGGAUUAAGGUUGAGUCAAAGGAGUUCCAUGCAGAUGAUUCUGAUGAUGAAAAACCCAAAAUCAGAGAUUCUAAGGAUGGGACUAUUAAAAGUGAGAAUUUGCUUGAAGAUACUAAAAUAAGCAUUUCUCUAGCUAGAGCUAGAGCCCAAGCUUUCCGCUCUGAGAAUCCUUUGUAUCCAUCAUACAUUCAAAGGAAUAUUAUGGUGAUGCCUGCUAGUAUCAUAUCAGAAGAAGAGCAACAGAAAGAGGAGAACAGUGUUACUCUUAGGAUAUCUGAGGAAAGAGCUUGGCAUGUGCAGUUCUAUAGGAAUUAUAGCAGUGGCCAAAUAAAACUUACUUCUGGUUGGAUGAAUUUUGUGCAGGAUAAUAACUUGAAAGUAGGGAAUGUAUGUGUUUUUGAGAAAGUUAAUGAGAAGCCAGGAAUUUCAUUCAGAGUUCAUAUUUAUUGUGACAAAGAAGAAUCAAGUCCUUCAAAGUUUCCAGUGCCCAAUGAGAGGCUUAAAGACACUCCAAUUUCUUGA